Messenger RNA from Triticum turgidum subsp. durum (durum wheat), 1494 nucleotides. The record is from the annotation of a GenBank genome assembly. NCBI's taxonomy places the organism in Eukaryota, Viridiplantae, Streptophyta, Magnoliopsida, Poales, Poaceae.
AUGAACUGCGGCCCGCCGGACCAGCUGCCGCCGGCCACGGCGGGCUUCCUCAACCUUAACUGGGACAGCUCCAUGGACGCGGGGGGCCACCCCUCGCCGGCCUCCGGCUCCGCGGCGGCCACCGAGGGGCUGGCGCUCCACGGGAUCUCGCCCCGGCCGCAGCACUACGGCGCCGGCACGCCGCUCGGCUCGCCCACCAAGCUCAACCUCUCCAUGAUGGGCCAGUACCGCCACCACAACCACCACUACCCGCCGCCGCAGGUGGGGGGCGCCGGCCUGCCCACCCUGGAGAACCUGAUGCCCAUGGGAUCCCUGGACCAGUUCCUCGCCGACCCGGGCUUCGCCGAGCGCGCCGCCAGGCUCUCCGGCUUCGACGCCCGCGGCGGCUACGGCGGCGGCCCGGCGCAAUUCGGCCUCCCGGACGACGGCCCCGUCGGCGCGCUCAAGGAGCUGGAACUCGGGAGUGCCCGGGACGACUCGUCGGUGUCCGAUCCGGCGUCGGCCGGCGCGGGGAUGGCGCUCAAGGGGGACUCCGACGGCAAUGCGAGGAAGCGGAAGGCCGCCGGCGGCAGCAAGGGGAAGGGCAAGGACGCCUCCAUGUCCACCACCUCCGCCAAGGAUCUCCUCGCCAAGGAGGACUCGGCGUCGAAGCGCUGCAAGUCCACGUCCAUGGAGGACGCCGAGGAGAAUUCCGGGAAGGGGAAGGCCGCGCAGAGCAGCAGCGAGAACGGCGGCAAGAAGCAGGGCAAGGACGGCGCCUCCAAGCUCCCCGAGCCGCCCAAGGACUUCAUCCACGUCCGGGCUCGGCGCGGCGAGGCCACAGACAGCCAUAGCCUGGCCGAGAGGGUGAGAAGGGAGAAGAUCAGCCAGCGGAUGAAGCUGCUGCAGGACCUCGUGCCCGGCUGCAACAAGGUGGUGGGCAAGGCCGUCAUGCUGGACGAGAUCAUAAACUACGUGCAGUCGCUGCAGCGGCAAGUCGAGUUUCUGUCCAUGAAGCUGGCCACGGUGAACCCGCAGCUGGACUUCAACAACCUGCCCAGCCUCCUCGCCAAAGAUAUGCAGCAGCAGUCAUGUGGGCAGCUGCAGCAGGGCUCGUCGCAUUUCCCGCUGGAGGCGUCUGGCGCGCCGCUCCCCUACAUGGGCCAGGGGAACGGCGACCCUCUCGGCUGCGGCAUGUCCGACGGCGGCAUGGGCGACGAUCAGGGCGCCAUGCACCCGCUGGACCAGGCCUUCUGCCGGCCCAUGGGUUCCUCACAGCAGCAGCAGCAGCACUUCCUCAGCGACGCCGCCUCUCAGGUUGGGGCUUUCUGGCAAGAUCUGCAGAGCGUGGUUCAGAUGGACAUGGGGCAGAGCCAGGAGCUCGCCACCUCCUCCAACAGCUACGAGCAGUGUCUUAGCUUUCUAAUUUCCACCAAUCCAUCCGUCAGUCCCUUCCGGUGUAAUGAUUCUUUUGAACAAGAAAGGGAACCCGGCCGUGCAACAGUAGUAGCUUAG